This is a messenger RNA of Chaetura pelagica (chimney swift), 4248 nucleotides long. RefSeq names its product zinc finger protein 609 (gene ZNF609). Gene Ontology annotation, cellular component: nucleus. The coding region runs from base 1 to 4248 and encodes 1415 amino acids. Gene Ontology annotation, biological process: regulation of transcription by RNA polymerase II. NCBI's taxonomy places the organism in Eukaryota, Metazoa, Chordata, Aves, Apodiformes, Apodidae. The record is from RefSeq and is a predicted model, not a curated record. The transcript has 10 exons.
AUGUCCUUGAGCAGCGGAGCUUCCGGAGGGAAAGGAAUUGAUGCGAACCCGGUUGAGACAUAUGACAGCGGGGAUGAGUGGGACAUUGGCGUAGGGAAUCUCAUCAUUGACCUGGACGCUGAUUUGGAGAAGGAUCAGCAGAAAUUGGAAAUGUCGGGCUCCAAAGAGGUGGGGCUCCCAGCGCCCAACGCGGUGGCAACCCUACCGGAUAACAUCAAGUUUGUGAGCCCAGUGCCAGGCCCACAGGGCAAGGAAGGCAAAUCCAAAUCGAAAAGGAGCAAGAGUGGCAAGGACAGUGGCAAGCCAACCCCAGGGACCUCCUUGUUCACUUCCAGCGAGGGAGCUGGUGGCAAGAAGGAGGCUCAAGGACGCUCUGGGGACGGUGCGAACUCGGGCGGCUUGGUGCCUGCCGUCACCCCGAAGGGCUCAGAGAAGUCAGCCAAGGCGUCACGCAGUGCGGCUGGCUCCAAGAAGGAGAAAGAGGGUGGCUCAUCCAAAAGCAAGAAGGAAAGGAGUGAGGGUGCAGGGGCUGCAGCAGAGAAGGAGCCCAGCAUGCUGCAGCCCCUGGCCCUGGCAGUGAGGGUGGGACAGUAUGAUGGGGGCCAGGGAACCGAGCCUGCUGCUGCCGAGCAGCUUGGGAGUAUAGCUAUUGACACAGGAGCAGCGCUUAAUCCCUUGGGAGUUAAGUCGGAGCUGGAGGAUGGGGAAGGUGACUGCCGGCAGCUGAAAAAGGUGAAGUCUGAGAAGAUGGAGUCUCCAGUCUCUACACCUGCAGUCCUGCCCUUGCACCUCCUUGUCCCCGUUGUCAACAACGACAUCUCGUCACCUUGCGAGCAGAUCAUGGUACGGACCCGCUCGGUGGGAGUGAACACCUGCGACGUGGCCCUGGCUACUGAGCCUGAGUGCUUGGGCCCCUGCGAGCCUGGGACCAGCGUGAACCUGGAGGGCAUCGUCUGGCAAGAGACAGAGGAUGGUAUGCUGGUGGUCAACGUCACCUGGAGGAACAAGACAUACGUGGGGACGCUGCUGGACUGCACGCAGCACGACUGGGCCCCUCCCCGGUUCUGCGACUCUCCCACCAGUGACCUGGAGAUGCGCAAUGGGCGGGGCAGGGGCAAACGCAUGCGCCCCAACAGCAACACGCCUGUCAACGAGACGGCUGCCACCUCCGAGAGCAAAGGGACCAGCAACAGCAGCAAGACACGGGCAGGAGCCAACAGCAAAGGGCGCCGGGGAAGCCAGAAUUCCUCGGACCACCGCACGCCGCCCGGCAGCACGGCAGAGGACGUGAAGGCCAGUCCCUCCUCCGUCACCAAGCGGAAGAGCAAACCCCUGUCUGACAUGGAGCUGAACUCCAGCUCAGAGGACUCCAAGGGCAGCAAACGCAUCCGCACGAACUCGAUGGGCUCGGCAGCGGUGGCCCCUGCUGCCGUCAAGGUGGAGCCGGCAGUCCUCGACCGAAACUGCCCCUCUCCCAUCCUCAUUGACUGCCCCCACCCCAACUGUAACAAGAAGUACAAGCACAUCAACGGUUUGAAGUACCACCAGGCCCACGCGCACACGGAUGAUGAUAGCAAGCUGGAGGCUGACGUGGACAGCGAGUAUGGCGAGGAGCCCUCCCUGCACGCCGACGUGGGCAGCUGCAACGGUGCCGCCGGUGCUCAGAAGGGCUCGCUCUCACCAGCACGCUCUGCCACCCCCAAGGUGCGCUUGAUGGAGCCCCACAGUCCCUCCCCAUCCAGCAAGUUCAGCACCAAGGUUCCCUCUAAGAAGAAGCUGGGUGGGGAAGGAGACACCGACCCAGGUGCCCUGUCCAAUGAUGGCUCUGAGGAUGGCCCCUCGGUGGCUGAUGAGACGAGUAACGAUGGCUUUGACUCUCUGGAGAAGCGAUGUAUCGAUAAGGACAAGGCAAAGAAGGCAUCUGGUGCUAAGCCAGAGAAGGUCCCUUCCAAAAGCUUGAAAUCGGCCAGGCCCAUUGCGCCAGCCAUUCCCCCCCAGCCCAUUUACACUUUCCAGACAGCCAACCUCACCACAGCCAGCCCCGGUUCUUCUUCAGGCCUCACUACCACAGUGGUCCAGACCAUGCCUAACAGCCCUCAACUCAAACCCAUCCAGCCCAAGCCUACAGUGAUGGGAGAGCCUUUCACGGUCAACCCUGCCCUCACCCCUUCCAAGGAGAAGAAGAAGAAGGAUAAGAAGAAGAAGGAGCCCAAGGAGGUGGAAAACCCCCUGACUCCCAGCAAAGCUUGCAGAGCAGAGGAAGGCAAGAGCCCUUUCCGGGGGGAAUCCAGUGACCUGGGGACGAAAGGCGAGGGGCUGCUGAAUGGCUCGUCUGACCCUCACCAGAGCCGACUCGCCAGCAUCAAGGCUGAGGCAGAUAAAAUCUACAGCUUCACUGACAACGCCCCAAGCCCCUCCAUCGGUGGUGCCAGCAGGCUGGAGAACACCAACCCAGCCCAACCCAUGACCCCACUGCACGUUGUCACCCAGAAUGGGGCAGAGGCGAGCUCAGUGAAGACCAACAGCCCGGCCUACUCAGACAUUUCUGAUGCUGGGGAGGAUGGGGAGGGCAAGCUGGAAAGCAUGAAGGCCAAGGACCCAGAGCAGCUGGUCAAGGAAGGUGCCAAAAAAGCUCUUUUCCCAUCACAACCUCAGAGCAAAGAGUCUCCCUAUUACCAAGGCUUUGAAACCUACUAUUCCCCUGGCUAUCCCCAGGCAAGCCCGGGGCCCUUGAACCCCGGUGGGCAGGCUGCAGCCGAGACACAGGCCUUGAAGCUGAAGAAGGAUGAGGAGCAGGAGAACCCAGAGGUGAAGGUGAAGAGUGAGGGCUGUGAGGAGAAGAAGGCAGAGCUCGGCAGCUCCAGCCAGCAGCCCUCGGUCAUCCAGCAGCGUCCCAACAUGUACAUGCAGUCCCUGUACUACAACCAGUACGCCUACGUGCCCCCCUACGGCUACAAUGAGCAGGGCUACCAUGCUCACCUGCUGAGCACCAACCCUGCCUACCGCCAGCAGUACGAGGAGCAGCAGAAGCAGCGGCAGAGCCUGGAGCAGCAGCAGCAGCGAGGGCUGGAGAAGAAAGCAGAGCUGGGCUUGAAGGAAAGGGAGACAGCGCUCAAAGAGGAGUGGAAGCAGAAACCUCCCAUGCCCCCGACACUCACUAAGGCCCCGAGCCUCACAGACCUUGUCAAGUCUGGGCUGAGCAAGGCCAAGGAGCAGGGAGGUCCCGACAUGGCCAAAUCCGUCAUCAUCCCCAAGCUGGAGGACUCGUCCAAGCUGUCUGGCAGCCAGGUUGCUGAGGGGCUCAAGGUAAAGCUGAGCGAGGCCAGCCACCUCGGGAAGGAGACCACCGAGACGAAGGCUGGCGCUGAGUGUGGCCGACAGGCAGAGGUGGACCCUCUCCUCUGGUACAGACAGGAAGCCGAGCCCCGGAUGUGGACCUACGUGUACCCGGCAAAGUACUCGGACAUCAAGACGGAGGACGAGCGGUGGAAAGAAGAGAGGGACCGGAAGUUGAAGGAAGAAAGAAGUCGAAGCAAAGAAGCCACCUCCAAGGAGGACGGGAAGGACAGCACCAGCUCUGAGUGCAAACUGACCCCCACCGAAGAGGCUCGCAUGGUGGGGAAGGACCCCAGACCCAGCGUCCAUGUCCCUGUGUCUUCACCCCUCACGCAGCACCAGUCCUACAUCCCUUACAUGCACGGCUACUCCUACAGCCAGUCGUACGACCCCAACCACCCCAGUUACCGAGCCAUGCCCACCGUCAUGAUGCAGAAUUACCCAGGUUCAUACCUUCCCUCCAGCUAUUCCUUCUCCCCUUACGGGAGCAAAGCAUCUGGCAGUGAUGACAGCGACAAGUCCCGAGCCAGCCCCAGCGUGAGCUGUAAAUCCAGCUCAGAGUCCAAGGCCCUGGACAUCCUGCAGCAGCACGCCAGCCACUACAAGAGCAAAUCACCCACGAUAAGUGAGAAGACAUCUCAGGAGCGGGACCGUGGUGGCUGUGGGGUUGUGGGAGGCAGUGGGAGCUGUAGCAGCGUUGGAGGAGCCAGCGGGGGAGAGAGGAGCAGCGACCGCCCCCGCACCUCACCAUCUCAGCGCCUGCUCUCCACACAUCACCACCACCACCACCUUGGGUACUCGCUGCUGCCGGCGCAGUACAACCUGCCCUAUGCAACAGGUCUCUCUUCCACAGCCAUCGUGGCCAGCCAGCAAGGCUCUGCUCCCUCCCUAUACCCACCCACCCGGAGGUGA